Molecule: messenger RNA, 1462 nt
Organism: Tachyglossus aculeatus (Australian echidna)
Lineage: Eukaryota; Metazoa; Chordata; Mammalia; Monotremata; Tachyglossidae
Product: heat shock transcription factor, Y-linked-like
Exons: 2
Coding region: 94-1365 (423 amino acids)
Biological process (GO): regulation of DNA-templated transcription
Molecular function (GO): sequence-specific DNA binding; DNA-binding transcription factor activity
Source: RefSeq, a predicted model, not a curated record
UUUAUCCAUUUUCACCGUAAGGAGUACUUUUACUCAGCGUUCAAAUGCACAAAGCUCAGUCGCUGAGGCUGAAGCUGAAAAGAAUAAAUUAGAAUGGAUGAAUUUGAGUUGGACAGUUUGUCAUCAGAAAAUCGGGAUACUUCUCCUCAAGCCAGAACAACCGAUUUAGAGACCUGCGGUAGUUCAAAACUUUCACCUGAGUGCAAUCAAACAUCAGCCGGUGACUGUGACUUGACAUCUGUGAUUGAAGAAAAUGUCUUUCAGCCUUUGGCCGAAGGACCUUUGGCAAAAAAACGCCGGUAUACUUGGACUGAUGAUGAAUCGGACAAUAAUGACUUUUUCUCCUUCACCUUUCCAAAAAAACUUUGGAAGAUAACUGAAAGUGAUCAAUUUCAGUCAAUUUGGUGGAAUAACGAUGGAAAUUGUAUAGUGAUAGAUGAGGAACUGUUUAAAAAAGAGGUACUGGAAAGCAAAGGCCCUUUCAGAAUUUUUGAAACGGAUUGUAUGAAAAGUUUCAUCCGUCAACUUAAUCUUUAUGGAUUUAGUAAGAUACGAUACGAGUUUCAGAGAUCUGCCUCUCUCGCUGAUUUUCUAGCAGAAGAAAAAGAAGUCUCCGCAAUGAACAAGUUACAGUUCUACCACAAUCCCAAUUUUAAAAGAGGCUGUCCUCACCUACUUGUAAGGAUGAAGAGAAGAGUAGGCAUUAAGAACGCCUCUCCAGUUUAUUUCUCAUUUGUUCAAGAGUGCCCCAGGACCACUGAAAAUCCAAAUGGUCAGAACAUAGCUUCACCAAUUGAGGCCAUCGAGAAGAAUAUGUUUUUUGCAUCACCAAAUGAGGACGGGCAAAAAUCUGUGAAGUUUGCACUCAGGCGACAAAUCAGCGCCACUCCUCCAGUAAGUGGGUUUUCUGCUCUGCCAGCAACCUCAGUGAGACCAUUGGAAAUCACGGUCUCAGAGCAAAACGCGACCCAUAAGCAGCUGGCCCCUAUUCAUCUACCCCAGCAAAGUUGCCACGCUCAAGCUAAUGCUCGUGAAAUAGACGCAACGGCAACAUCUGCUGCUUCCCUUUAUCGUGUUGUGCCUCCUGUGCGAAAUAGUCCUUUUGGGCCUACGAUGGGACUUCCAACUUUCCCAACCGCGUACCCGGAGUUAGCGUCUCUGCAAGCUCAUCUAGCCAGCCUGCUGCCGUUCUGCAACCCGUGGUUGUCGAUGCAUAUGCUAGCCGCUGCGUCUGCCAUCUCAAUGUCAAGGGCUCCUUCCCGUCAUCACCAAACUCCAUCCAACUACCACUGCCCUAACUGCAGUUGUUCCGCAAGUAAUGUUCCAACGCCACCCACUGAAGGGCCUCCCUCCUCAGGGCAGUGAAUAUGCAGGAUUCCACAGAUAUUUUAAAAAUGUCUGUACACUGAAAUUACGAACACCUGCAAUUUUACUGGCAGAAUAAAGAUAAUUAUUCACAUGU